AUGGCGGCUUCACACGGCCUCGAGGUCCGAAAUGAAGACGGUCGCACACCUUUGAUGUGCGCUGCCGGCCUCGGGGACACAGAGAUUCUGGUGACGCUUCUGAACAGCGGCGCAGACAAGGACGCGCAGGACAAGAAUGGCGCGACGGCUCUCCACAAUGCGGCGCGCCGCGGCAGCGCGGAGUGCUUGCGACUUCUCCUGGAUGCCGGCUGGAGCAAGGACGUGCAGGACGACGAGGGUGACACGCCGCUCCACUUGGCCGCACAGUGCGGCAAUGCCGGGUGCGUGGACUUGCUGCUCAAGGCCGCUGUGAAGAAGGACUUGCGGAACACAAUCGGUGACACGCCGCUCCACCGCGCCGCAGACAACGGCCAUGCCGGGUGCGUGGAGUUGUUGCUCGAGGCCGGUGUGGAGAAGGACUUGCGGAACACAAUCGGUGACACGCCGCUCCACCGCGCCGCAGACAACGGCCAUGCCGGGUGCGUGGAGUUGUUGCUCAAGGCCGGUGUGGAGAAGGGGCUGAAAGACAAUGAGGGCAACACAGCGCUGGAUGUGGCAAAAGAUGAUCCAUGCAGGUCACUCCUCGAGAAGGCCAGCGGCUCCACGGGGACCUGA
Messenger RNA from Symbiodinium sp. CCMP2592, 615 nucleotides. NCBI's taxonomy places the organism in Eukaryota, Dinophyceae, Suessiales, Symbiodiniaceae. The record is from the annotation of a GenBank genome assembly.